Messenger RNA from Castor canadensis (American beaver), 1872 nucleotides. RefSeq names its product CD19 molecule (gene Cd19). The record is from RefSeq and is a predicted model, not a curated record. Gene Ontology annotation, cellular component: external side of plasma membrane. Gene Ontology annotation, biological process: B cell receptor signaling pathway; regulation of B cell activation; B cell proliferation involved in immune response. NCBI's taxonomy places the organism in Eukaryota, Metazoa, Chordata, Mammalia, Rodentia, Castoridae.
GCCUGGCCACCAUGCCACCUCCUCUCCUCUUCUCCUUCGUCCUCUUCCUGACCCCCAUGGGGGUCAGGUCCCAGAAACCAGUGCUGGUGGCAGUGGAAGAGGGAGAUGAUGCUGUGUUGCCCUGCCUUCAGGUUUCCCCAGAUACUACUGCCUCUAAGAACCUGACCUGGUAUCGGGGGAACCAGUCAGCACCCUUCUUAGAGUUGAGCUUGGGGGUACCGGGCCUGGGCAUCCGGUUGGGGCCCAUGGGCACCCUGCUACUCAUCUUCAAUGUCUCGGACCAGAACGGAGGCUUCUAUCUGUGCCAGCCUGGGCCCCCUUCUCAGGAUGCCCAGCAGCCUGGCUGGACAGUGAGCGUGGAGGGCAGCGGAGAGCUGUUCCGGUGGAAUGCUUCAGACUUUGGGGACCUAGGCUGUGGCCUGGAGAACAGAUCCUCAGAGAGUCCCAGACUCUCUUCUGGUCACCCCAACAGGUCCUGGCUAUAUGUGUGGGACAAAGGCCACCCCAAGACCUGGGGAGCAGAGCCUGUGUGUACCCCACAGAGGGAAAGACUGAACCAGAGCUUCAACCAAGACCUCACUGUGACCUCUGGCUCCACACUCUGGAUGUCCUGUGGGGUGCCCCCUGCUUCUGUAGCCAGGAGCUCUGUCUCCUGGACCCAUGUGCACCCCAAGAAGCCUACCAUCCCAUUGCUAAGCCUAAACCUGGGGGAAGAUCCCCCAGGAAGAGAGAUGUGGAUCCUGAGGUAUCAUCUGUUACUGCCCCAGGCUACGGGUAAAGAUACCGGUACCUAUUAUUGUCACCGUGAAAACAUGACCGUCGAGAUACACCUGAAGGUCACUGCCCAGCCAGCAUUGCGCUGGCUGCUGAGGUCUCGUGGCUGGAUAGUCCCAGUUGUGACUUUGGCUUAUCUCAUCUUCUGCCUGAGUUCCCUGAUAGCUUUUCUUUAUCUUAGACAAGCCCUGAUCCUGAGGAGGAAAAGAAAGCGAAUGACAGAUCCCACCAGGAGGUUCUACAAAGUGACGCCUCCCCCAGGAAACGGGACCCAAAAUCAGUACGGGAACGUGCUAUCCCUUCCCAUGUCCACCUCUGGCACUGGACGAGCCCAGCGUUGGGCGGCAGGCCUGGGGGGCGCUGCCCGGUCCUAUGGAAACCCACGCAGCAGUGUCCAGGAGGUUAGUGCGGUCGAGCCCCGGAGCCCCACUGAAGCAGGGCUGGAAGAAGAGGAAGGAGAAGCCUAUGAGGAGCCGGACAGUGAAGAGGGCUCUGAGUUCUAUGAAAACGACUCCAACCUUGGGCAGGACCAGCUCUCCCAGGAUGGCAGUGGCUAUGAGAACCCUGAGGACGGGCCGUUGGGUCCUGAGGAUGAGGACUCUUUCUCGAACGCUGAGUCUUAUGAGAACGAUGAUGGAGAGCUGGUCCAGCCAGUCACCAGGACAGUAGACUUCUUGAGCCCCCAUGGGUCUGCCUGGGACCCCAGCCGUGAAGCAACCUCCCUUGGGUCCCAGUCCUAUGAGGACAUGAGAGGGAUGCUGUAUGCAGCCCCCCAGCUCCGCUCACUUCGGUCUGGUGCCAGUCAUGAGGAAGACGCAGACUCUUAUGAGAACAUGGACAAUUCUGACGAGCCAGAACCAACUUGGAUAGGAGGGGACCACAUGGGGGCCUGGAGUACCAGGUGACCCCCCCACCCCGGGUGACCAGCUUGGGCUUCUUCAGGCCCCAAGAUCCACACCUAACUCAGAAAUCUGGGGUCCCCAAACAGAUGGUGCCAACCUCUGGAGCGACAGUGCUUGAGUAUGUGUGUGUGUAUGUGUGUGUGCACAUGUGUGUGCCCUGAAACUUCCUUCCCACCCAUUUUGCUUUCCAGAAAUA